GCCCGAGUCCCGCGUCUGGACGGUGAUGUUGCUGCUGGGGACGUGCCUGCUGUACUGCGUCCGUGUCACCGUGCCCAUCUGCGCCGUCGCCCUGAGCACCCACUUCGACUGGGACAAGAAGCAGUCCGGCAUAGUGCUCAGCAGCUUCUUCUGGGGCUACUGCUUGACACAGAUUAUCGGAGGACAUAUCAGUGAUCAAAUAGGAGGGGAGAAAGUCCUCCUCCUCUCGGCAUCAGCCUGGGGGUUCCUCACGGUCCUCACCCCGCUGCUCACCCACGUCACUUCUGCCCAUCUCGUUUUUAUGACCUCCUCCAGGUUCCUCAUGGGGUUGCUGCAAGGGGUGUAUUUCCCGUCCCUGGCCAGCCUGCUGUCCCAGAAGGUCCGGGAGAGCGAGCGAGCCUUCACCUACAGCACAGUGGGGACUGGCUCGCAGUUUGGGACGCUGGUGAUCGGCGGUGCGGGAUCUCUCCUCCUGGACUGGUACGGCUGGGAGAGCGUUUUCUACUUCUCUGGGUUUCUCACUUUGCUCUGGGUUUACUGCACCUGCAAGUACCUCCUGAGUGAGAAAGAACUCAUCAUUCCUAUAGAUUAUUUAAUGCGAGGCCUCUCGAUAUCCAAGCAGACCAAAGUUCCCUGGAAGCAGCUGUUUAAGAAGGCACCGAUAUGGGCUGUCAUCAUCGCUCAGCUUUGUACGGCCAGCACGUUUUUCACUCUCCUUUCCUGGCUGCCAACUUUCUUUAAGGAAACUUUCCCCGAGUCAAAGGGUUGGGUGUUUAAUGUAGUCCCCUGGCUGGUUGCAAUUCCAACAAGCUUGUUCAGUGGAUUUCUGUCCGAUCAUUUAAUCAACCAGGGGUACAAAACCAUCACCAUUCGUAAGUUCAUGCAGGUCAUUGGCUCCGGUGUCUCAAGCAUUUUUGCUUUGUGCCUGGGCCAGACAUCCAGUUUUUGCAAAGCGAUAGUGUUCGCCUCUGCCUCUGUUGGACUUCAGACCUUUAACCACAGUGGCAUUUCGGUAAACGUACAGGAUCUGGCCCCCUCGUGUGCUGGCUUACUGUUCGGUGUUGGGAAUACAGGUGGAGCCCUCCUAGGUGUCAUUUGCGUGUACUUGGCUGGCCACCUGAUCGAAACCACUGGCUCCUGGAUUUCUGUUUUCAACCUGGUGGCUGCCGUUAACAGCAUUGGCCUCUGUGCAUUCCUCAUGUUUGGAGAGGCCCAGAGGGUGGACACAGACUCUGCAUAUAUGGACCUGUAG
This is a messenger RNA of Balearica regulorum gibbericeps (East African grey crowned-crane), 1252 nucleotides long. NCBI's taxonomy places the organism in Eukaryota, Metazoa, Chordata, Aves, Gruiformes, Gruidae. The record is from RefSeq and is a predicted model, not a curated record.